This is a messenger RNA of Closterium sp. Yama58-4, 663 nucleotides long. The record is from the annotation of a GenBank genome assembly. NCBI's taxonomy places the organism in Eukaryota, Viridiplantae, Streptophyta, Zygnematophyceae, Desmidiales, Closteriaceae.
AUGAUGCUCGGAUCGCCGCUGCAUCCAGCUUUCUCCAAAGCCGCCACUCCUCCCAGGCCGUGUUUUCUCACUGGACUUAGGGUUGCACUCUUUUCAAAGUCCCAUCAUUCCUCCCUACGGCUCCUAUCCCAAAAGCACUGCCAGUGCCGCCGCCCGUGCCUUCUCUCCUCCCGCUUUUCGCCUCCCAAUCCUGCUCUCCCUGCUCCUCCCAAUCCUGCUCUCCCUGCUCCUCCCAAUCCUGCUCUCCCUGCUCCUCCCAAUCCUGCUCUCCCUGCUCCUCCCAAUCCUGCUCUCCCUGCUCCUCCCAAUCCUGCUCUCCCUGCUCCUCCCAAUCCUGCUCUCCCUGCUCCUCCCAAUCCUGCUCUCCCUGCUCCUCCCAAUCCUGCUCUCCCUGCUCCUCCCAAUCCUGCUCUCCCUGCUCCUCCUAUUCCUACUCCCCACCUCUCGGCCAAUCCACCUCCUUCUCCUCCCUCCACUUCUGUUCCUCGCAGCGGCGGUGCUGGCGGAGUGUCAGAGGCAGUGGCAGGCGCAGCUGCGCGGAUGGAGCAAAGGGGGGGACUGCGCGCAGGUGGAGGGCGUGCGCUGCAAUGCCGCUGGCUUCGUCGUCUCCCUGAAUGUGACUGGCAAGCAGUUGGAGGGACCCAUUCCAGAUGCCAUCGGUAA